CCUCGUGACGCCACCGAGGCUGGGCUCAGAGGGCUCCGAUCAUAAUAUUUAACACACCCACCCUGGAUGAACACUUGGAAGGAAGACAAGGCGGUGUAAACGGGUGGGGGGGGGACAAAUGACAACCAGGAUCCCUGCACCUGCCAGCCAGUCUCUGAUUUGACUUCAGCGAGGCUUUGCAGACAGCAGGAGCGGGACAGCAUCCAAGCAUCUCAGCGGAUCACCUGUUCUUUUUUAUGGAAUUUCCACUUUCUUUCUUUUUUUUAAUUAUCAGUUCAUCCUAAAUACAAGGAAGGCUGUGAUUUUUGGGGGGACUAUAUUGAUCUCUCUUGUCACUUUUUCAGUUAUGACACAUUUGACAGCUCACUCCGUGCUGGCAGCAACACAAGGAAGCAGAUUUGAGGAAGAAUAUCGGUGCUUUUAACAGGACCCCCUCUCCCUCCCUCCUUCCUGAUACCUCUUCUUAACGAUUUAUUUAGUGGUCCGUCCUCCUGACACUGUAUCCUGCUCAACAAGGCAAUGAAUGAAGAGCACUUCUUGAGCCGCUGCCAGUGAAGUGUCCAGAGCUCACAAUGUGUCCACCUGUCUGGGGAUGAAGAAUCUGGACUAUUGUAACAAAAAAAAAUAAUAGUAAUAAAGACAGACCACAUCAUGGAGUUGUUAACAUAGGCUGACACGCAUUAUGUGUGCCAUGAUCACAGUAAAUCUUCAAGCCAACAUCGCUGCUUUGUCAUCGCAUAACAGUGUUGGACAUCAAUGUCGGUGCCGUAAGGUGCGCUGCGCUUAAAGCUUACUCUGCGUAAAGACAAAAAAAAUACACAAAGAUGAUAUUGUUUCGUAAAUUCAGAGUGUUCAUACUCAUGGUGUUUUUGGUGGCGUGCACCAUGCACAUUAUGAUAGACUUGUUACCGAAACUCGAGAAGCGGGCGGCGGGAGCGGACAGCGGGGACGGCGGCUGUCAGUGCGCUCACCACCCGGGCGGGGAGUCGCAGGGCUGGGGGAAGCAGCGCGCCAUGUCGGCGGCUGAAGCGGGCUGGCCUAACAAGCACACGCUGAGAAUCCUGCAGGAUUUCAGCAACGAGCCGAGCUCCAACCUCACGUCGCACUCCUUGGAAAAGAUCACAGCAGCCGUGGACAGAGCGGAGUCCUUCAGGCGGAUGAGACCGUCGGCGGGGAAGGCGGAGGACCACAAGCCGCUCAUCGGAGACGCGAGCGGGGGUCGGACCGUCCCUGCUCACGGUGGCUCCCGGCUGUCUGCUCUGUUUGAGCAUCCUUUAUACAAGGUUGACCUUCCUUCCCUCACGGACGAUGACACUUUGUUUAACGUGAACACAGACAUCAGGUUUUACCCCAGAGCAACAGGGAACCAAGCAUGGCACAAUGAGGAGGGGAACGAUGAGGAGGAGGAGUUCUCUCCUACAGGAGAGGUGACGGCGGAAUCUUACCCCAACUGGUUACGCUUCCACAUCGGCAUCAACCGCUACGAGCUGUACUCCAGACACAGUCUGGUGCUGGAUGCUCUGCUGAAGGACCUGGUCACGCAGAGGAUCACCAGCGUGGCCAUGAAAUCAGGAGGCACCCAGCUGAAGUUGAUCAUGACUUUCCAGAACUAUGGACAAGCGCUGUUCAAGCCCAUGAAGUAA
Messenger RNA from Epinephelus moara (kelp grouper), 1643 nucleotides. Its product is annotated as extracellular serine/threonine protein kinase FAM20C-like. Lineage: Eukaryota; Metazoa; Chordata; Actinopteri; Perciformes; Serranidae. The record is from RefSeq and is a predicted model, not a curated record. Gene Ontology annotation, molecular function: protein serine/threonine kinase activity. Gene Ontology annotation, biological process: protein phosphorylation. Bases 825 to 1643 code for a protein of 272 amino acids. Gene Ontology annotation, cellular component: Golgi apparatus. The transcript is spliced from 3 exons.